Octopus bimaculoides (California two-spot octopus) is the source of this 2151-nucleotide messenger RNA. RefSeq lists its product as uncharacterized. NCBI's taxonomy places the organism in Eukaryota, Metazoa, Mollusca, Cephalopoda, Octopoda, Octopodidae. Gene Ontology annotation, molecular function: protein binding. The record is from RefSeq and is a predicted model, not a curated record.
GCUCGCCUCUCUUUCACACAAUGUUUCAGUUAAAGUAAUAAACAACUUCGAGAUAGCCACAGAUUUGAAACCUUAAUUCGCUCCCCAGUCAUUUGUGCUUCAGGAAUUACUUGCUUCUGCUUGCAUUGGCCGUAACAAAUAAGGGUUUAAUUACAAACCAGAACAUUGAUUAAUUGUUUUAAUUAAUCAAGGAUUUGAAAAAUUACAGACGAUUAAUAAGCAGAAGUUCUCCAGAAUUUCGAAGAAGAAUCAAAUUUGGCAGCAAAUCAUUUUGUCCGCCAUUUGAAGGACCUUCCAGUUGACAAGUCCACCUAUCAACACAUACCUGUCCCCUGGUAUGUGUGUGUAGUUGUGCUUUUUUGGUAGACUCAAUUAACAGAGAACAGCCAGGGGUAGGACAUCUCUCUGAAGUAUGGUGAAUGUAAUACCCUGUAUCGAAGCACAUCAAGAAAACCAGGAUGAAGUUGUGAUUAGUGUUCAGGGUAGAGUGGGCAUUAGACUUCAUGGUACAGUGAUCAGUGAGGAGGUAGACAUAGGGGACAGACAGAUCGUGAACAACAGCAACGGAGUCAACUAUGGUGAAGGGUCAGAUAUUUGGAACCAAAGCGUAGAGUUAGAUUCCAGGGUGCGGAAUGUUGUAAAUGAUGAAGAGGAAAUGACAGAAAGUGUCAGGAUGGAUGCUGGGGUGGAGUAUCUCACUGAAGAAAGGGGUAACCAGGUAGAUGUUGAGGGCAUGAUGAGGGAAAGAGAUCGGGUGGAUGCUGAGGGUGAGACAAAAGAGAGAGACCGGGUUGAUGCUGAGGGUGUGACGAAGGAGAGAGAUCGGGUGGAUGCUGAGGGUGUAACAAAGGAGAGGGAUCGAGUGGAUGCUGAGGGUGUGACGAAGGAGAGAGAUCAGGUGGAUGCUGAGGGUGUGACGAAGGAGAGAGAUCGGGUGGAUGCUGAAGGUGUGACGAAGGAGAGAGAUCGGGUGGAUGCUGAGGGUGUGACGAAGGAGAGAGAUCGGGUGGAUGCUGAGGGUGUAACAAAGGAGAGGGAUCGAGUGGAUGCUGAGGGUGUGACGAAGGAGAGAGAUCAGGUGGAUGCUGAGGGUGUGACGAAGGAGAGAGAUCGGGUGGAUGCUGAAGGUGUGACGAAGGAGAGAGAUCGGGUGGAUGCUGAGGGUGUGAUGAAGGAGAGAGAUCGGGUGGAUAGCGAAGUAGUAACCAAAGAGAGAAGCUCUGGGGACACAAAUGGUGUGAGUGCCAAAGUAUUAACUGAACAAAACAGCAAACUGGAACAAAAAGCCUCAAACUACAGCAACAACAGUUGCAGCUGUAAUCAACUCCAACACUAUCAGAGUAUGGAUGAGACGGGGUUAUCAAACAAUAGAAGACAUUUAUCUAGUGUGACCCCACACACUCCGACUCAUCUAACACUCUUCUACAAGCCAUCAAUGCUUUCACCCCAGGUGAUGAAGUACUUUCCGAAGGAGGUGAUUGUCCGUGAGAAAGGCAAACAUGUGUCUUUUGGACGGAACCUCAGUUCUGACGUCCAGCUCAAUGACGAUUGUAUGUCAAGGAACUAUGCUCUUCUGUGGUUGCCCGUCAACGACUGUGGGACAUUUAAACUGCGCAACAUCAGCUCAUCAAAGGAAGUGGUUGUAGAUGAUGUCCUCCUCUAUCCUAACUGCAACAGUGAGAUGAUCGUCAACAACAACAGUAAAAUUGUGCUUGAUAACAUUGAACUAACAGCAGUGGUGAGAGCAGGAAGCCCUUCAGCAACACAUUAUGAAGUGAAAAUUGAACCUACAAUCUCACGAAGUACUUCGUUACAGCAAGAACCAACUUGGAUGUCCAGUAGUCGUAAUGUCGGCAGCACAGCUCACCAGACUGAACACAUUGUCUCCUCCACGUACCGAAGAAGCUUGUAUGCCCAUUCCAGAUAUCACAGUACCGGACCAGUCGAACAUGGCCUCUCCAAAGAAGUCUCCAGAAAUCUCCUCCCGGAGGAAAACUGAAUAUUUAUCGGGGGAAAAAUCUAAACCUCUGCUUAUUCACAUACUGGAAGGGACUCUAAGAUGCAUACAGACAUCUUUGGUAUUCACAAAAUAAAGGGACUUCAGUGGGUUAUAUAUAUAUAUUAUUAUUUUUUUUUUUUUGAAACAAACCC